Rubroshorea leprosula is the source of this 585-nucleotide messenger RNA. The record is from the annotation of a GenBank genome assembly. Lineage: Eukaryota; Viridiplantae; Streptophyta; Magnoliopsida; Malvales; Dipterocarpaceae.
GAAUGAUGAGGAAAAGCUUGCUUUCUCAGAGCUUUUAAAGCUAUCAAGAUUCUCACAGGUAUAUGUUAAGUUCAGUGCCAUGUUCAGGGUGUCAAGAAUGCCAUUUCCAUACCAGGAUUUGACCCCACAACUAGCUGAGGUUGUCUCCAGUUUUGGUGCAAAUCGUAUCAUGUGGGGCAGUGAUUUCCCAUAUGUUGUUCCCGAAUGUGGCUAUAAAGGAGCAAAAGAGGCAGUGUCUCUUGUUGCCAGUCAAGUACCCUUGUCACCGACUGAACUAGAAUGGAUCAUGGGUAGAACGGUUACGCAACUCUUCAAAGGUCAAUGGCUUCCUUAGACAAUAUCAUCGGUAUCUGAUCUUUUUCGCCAACGAUGAAAGCAAAUACAAAGCCGAUGAUUCUACUGCACUACUUUUGCAUAUUGUCUGUCUAACGCUAUUUCUACUCAAAAUGCAUGUAAAUCUUCUGUUAUACUUCAAGUCAUGUCCAUAUAUCUGAAUUUUCUUAAUUGCUAAGUUUGGUAACGUGAGUUUAGUUGGAGUGUAUUUGAAUUUGGGACUCAAAAUUCAAAUACAUUAUUUGUUAUACU